GCAUAUUCGAUUGGUCGAGUAUUUCGUGUUCAGGCAGCUGUCGCGUCAGUCUCGGAGCAGACGUCGCGCGGAAGAUGACUGUACAUAACUUCUACAUAUUUGAUCGUAAUGGCAGCUGCCUUCAUUACAGCGAAUGGAACCGAAAGAAACAAGCCGGAAUCUCCAAAGAAGAGGAGUUUAAGCUGAUGUACGGGAUGCUGUUCUCCAUCCGCUCCUUCAUCAGCAAGAUGAGUCCCCUGGACAUGAAAGAUGGCUUUCUGGCGUUCCAGACCAGCCGUUAUAAGCUGCAUUAUUAUGAAACUCCAACAGGAAUCAAACUGGUGAUGAACACAGACCUCGGCGUGCCGAACUGCAGAGACACACUGCAGCAGAUCUACAGCACUCUGUAUGUGGAGUACAUCGUGAGGAACCCGCUGUGUGUGCUGGGCGAGUCUCUCCAGAGCGAUCUGUUCAACAGUAAACUGGACUCUUUCAUCAGAGCGCUACCGUUCUUCAGCGUCCGCGCCGCCUGAUUACAAUAAAACAUCAGCUUCUAUUUAUACUCUGCAUCUGCUUCCUCUAGCAGUUCUUUUGUUAAAUAUCACUUUUCAUUAUUUGAAGACUCACAGAAUUUAUCAAAAUAAAUGAUUCCUUUUUUUUUUCAAAAAUUGCAUACAUGUUCUCGCGACUUGAGUUCCUGUUUAUUGCUGUCAGUUAUUGCUGUUUAAAAACAUCAGAGUUUGGAGAUUUAUUGCAGAAUAAUGUUCAAAAAUGUAUUUAUGUGAUGUUUGAUCUAAUAAAAAAUUUGCAGGAUAAGUAACAUGUUCAAGUCCAAAUGAUGAAAGCACUAUAUAAAGGAG
Sinocyclocheilus grahami is the source of this 839-nucleotide messenger RNA. Its product is annotated as trafficking protein particle complex subunit 1. Gene Ontology annotation, biological process: endoplasmic reticulum to Golgi vesicle-mediated transport. The record is from RefSeq and is a predicted model, not a curated record. Lineage: Eukaryota; Metazoa; Chordata; Actinopteri; Cypriniformes; Cyprinidae. The coding region runs from base 75 to 512 and encodes 145 amino acids. The transcript has 5 exons. Gene Ontology annotation, cellular component: TRAPP complex.